Molecule: messenger RNA, 2215 nt
Organism: Leptomonas pyrrhocoris
Lineage: Eukaryota; Euglenozoa; Kinetoplastea; Trypanosomatida; Trypanosomatidae
Product: putative mitochondrial Rab1 small GTP-binding protein
Exons: 1
Coding region: 309-962 (217 amino acids)
Biological process (GO): regulation of exocytosis; protein secretion
Molecular function (GO): GTPase activity; GTP binding
Source: RefSeq, a predicted model, not a curated record
GUCUGCAUUUCCAACUCCAUCGGCCCACAAGCGUAGCUCGCCUCAUUCGCCGUGAACAGCAGCUGUUUUGCAGUCGGACUAAGAUUAUUGCUUCAGCGAGUUCACUGCCAUACAAAACCGAAUUUGUUCUCUUUCUUCUUUCUCAUAUACACCGCAGCUAGAUAAAGUAGAGGAGCGCAAUCAUUCGUUUGGGCCAACGGCUUCUCACCUUUUCCGUUCCUUACCUGUCUACCCCUGCACGCACAGGCCGAGCAGGCAGAAAAGCACGCGACUCGACUGCAACGACUUAGUUCUUCAUUACUGCAACCAUGACCAACCCGAGCGCCCCCGGCGGUGAUUGCGACUACAUCUUCAAGAUCAUCGUGAUUGGUGACAGCGGUGUGGGCAAGUCCUCGUUGACGGUGCGCCUCUCUGAAGAUGUCUUCUACAAGGACUACGCCUCCACGAUCGCCAUCGACUUCCGCAUGCAUCAGAUGAGCUACAUGGACAAGCGGGUCCGUCUACAGAUCUGGGACACGGCAGGACAGGAGCGCUUUCAGUCUGUGGCAACGGCGUUCUAUCGCGGCGCCAAUGGUGUGUUGCUGUGCUUUGACCUGACGCACCGGCCCUCCUUUGUGCACUUAGAGCAGUGGAUGGACCGCGUGAAGCAGCAGGCCUUGCCGGGCAUCCCUUGUCUGUUGGUGGGCUGCAAGAGCGAUGAGGCGCGCUCCAGCCGGCAGGUGACGCGCGAGGAGGCCGUCGCCUGGGCGCAGCAGCACAACAUGCCCUUCAUCGAGACGAGCGCGAAGGAAAAGGAAAACGUGCAGACGGCCUUCCAGCAGAUCACGAAGUCCAUUUUUGAGGACAUGAAGGAGCGCAACGGCAAGUCACCGGCGGCGGGCAACAACGCGGCUGGACGCGCGCAGAGCGUCAACCUUGAUCAGAAGACCUCCUCUGGAAAGAAGGAGAGCAAGUGCUGCUAAGUUGGAGAUGGUGCAGUUGUGCUUCUUGUUCUACUGUUAGUUUGGCAAGGACCCCCUCAUCUUGGUUGGCCUUCCCUCCGCGCGCAUGUGAAUCGCUGGAGUGAGGCCUCCGUUUUGCGGGCGUGUUUGCGUCUUGAUCUCUUUUAUCAUUUAUUUAACACGUUGGCGGCGGCAGUCGUACCGCACGGUGCGAGGUGAUUGUCGCUCGUAGCACGCGCUCUUCUUUGGCAGGUGUGUACGGCACCAUGUCUCGCCUCAACGGGCAGCGCGUUGUAUCCCCGCCUCUCCACAGCUCUUCCGCCUUUCCACGAUUAGACUUUGUGCAGAGAAGAGCAGCGCCGUACCGGGCGAACGAAACGCUGGAAUGAAGUGAAAGACAGAAAAAGAAAGAAGGGGGAGACAACAAACCGCAAAAGUCAUUGUCGCACGACGACGACGGCACACGUAUUUUUAACUGUUUUCGUCACUCUUCGGGGUGGCACGGUGCGUUUAAGCCGACACUUUCAUUUCAGUUUCUGUGUUGUUAUCCUGUGAAUGCUGCACUGACGGUGGUGAAAGGCUUUUUCCCGUAGAGCCUUUGGGGCCAACGAAUGCACACUGGAAAAGGAAGCGCCACAAGCAAGAAACAACUGACCGGCGUGGGGUAAAGAGACAAUUGAUCGAGUUUAGAUGUUUCUUCUUUGUUUUCUCCUUUUCGUUUUAGAUACGUCGUCGUGCUGUCCACGACGGUGUGCUCCCCGAUUUGCCCCGGACUACGCACGACCACCCACAGCUAUUUUCCCUUUGUACCUUUGCUUUUCGGUGAGGCCACCGCGUUGGGUCCCGGCGCGGCACCGUCGUCGUGCGUCUCCCUCUGAAGGGUUCAGCCAACGAUUUUUGUUUGAAUGGCUGUCUCAACUGCUUGUUUGCCAGCGGAAUGGUGUCUUCUCUUCCCUUAAAAAAAAAAAACCCCCAGCAACGGAAAUAGCAUGUAUUAUCACGUUUUUGGUGUUUAGAGGGCGUUUCAGUUUAUACAGUUUGCUGCUGCGAUUCUCCGGUUUUUCCUUUUCUCUUUUGCUUUGCUUCAACCUUAUUCCAUCCGUUGUUCUAUAACUUGCUAUUACCUGUACGUCGAUGAUGCCGUGUGUUUGUGUUCGUGUGUGGUCCUUGGGGUGCGAUGCCCCUUCCGUGCGUGUGUCACGGCGGGGACCUCAUGUGUGUGCGUUCUUCUUUGUUUUCCUCCUCAGUGUCUUUUUGUGCUAUACAGUAAAACG